This is a messenger RNA of Ruditapes philippinarum (Manila clam), 969 nucleotides long. RefSeq lists its product as uncharacterized. The record is from RefSeq and is a predicted model, not a curated record. The coding region runs from base 120 to 665 and encodes 181 amino acids. The transcript has 6 exons. Lineage: Eukaryota; Metazoa; Mollusca; Bivalvia; Venerida; Veneridae.
UCAUCACACUGAAUGGUUUUGGAUAUCCUAUAAAUAGCCGCGCUUCCUAUUACUUCUAUCAUUCAAGUUUUCCACCUGUAAGAAAAAAAACUUUAACAAGUGUACGAAAAGGAAAAGCAAUGGAAAUUACUCAAUGUAUCUUUGUGGCGCUUGCCUUUCUGAUUUUAGAAACAACUGCAAUACCCGAGUAUCGAAGAGUGGUAGGACAUUAUGGAGAUUCUAUGAGGGCCUACGAAGAUGUGAUGAUUGACGAGGAAGACGAGCUUAUUAUAGCAACCGUCGCCAAGGUUUCAUCCAAAAAAGUCGAUCCAUCGAUUGCAUUCCAUGACUUUUCAGCGGGAUACAGUGCCAUUAAAGUUGUUGAGAAGGGUAUUUGUUACAUAGAGAAAGCUAGACAUUCCAUGGAAUAUUUAAAGGAUAUUCUCUACCAAGCAGAGAGAGACAAUGGUGACUAUGAAAUCAGACAGACGUUCAAGUGCACGUCAAAGACGUUUAUCGAGCCGUCAGAGGUGGAAAUGUACGGAGAGCGGAUAGCUGCCUUCUGUAAAGAUUACGAGUCGGUGUUUGUUGAGAAAGACUACAAAAUGCGCAGUAAAAGAGAAACGCUAGCUUUUGAAGAGAAUAGUCUGUGGUGCUUCAUUUGCGGAGGGGAUUGCAACGCUUAAAAGAUCGUACAGUUAAUCUGGAGGAAAACAAAAGUUGCUAUCAAAUGUAAAAAUGAGAAAUAAUUAUGAUGAUACUAUAUUGUACAUUAAAAUCAUAGGUUAAAAAAACUAGUUUCGUUUAUGUUAAACAUUAUACAUAGCUUUCAAGCGUAUGCAUUAUGUGAUUUCCAAAAAUCAACUUUUGUCAACAUAUUCUUGUUUUCAUUUUUCUUCGCAAAACAUUGUAUACCAUAUCUUUUUAUUGUGUACCGCUCAAACUUUGAUAAAUCAUUCUUAUAACUUUUAAGAAGAACUAUUCUUACAU